Molecule: messenger RNA, 133 nt
Organism: Entrophospora candida
Lineage: Eukaryota; Fungi; Glomeromycota; Glomeromycetes; Entrophosporales; Entrophosporaceae
Source: the annotation of a GenBank genome assembly
UCUUAAUAGAGAUACAAGCAAUUUAUCAAAUAGUUUUGAGGGGACUGAUUUAGUGAAAGGUUGGUUUCAUCGUGAACUUAUUAGUUUACUAGGGAUCAGUUUUGAAGGCUAUUCUCCUCAAAAAUGGAGUUAG